UAGCCAAUCGUGUUUUUCAGAGGGCUUAUGUGACGUAGUGUGGUUUCACUGCGCUUUGUACCUUUUUGUGGGCAGAGGGAGUGUUCGACAGUAAGGAAAGGUUUAAGAAUUCACGAAAUUAACUAAAAAUAUCAUCAUAUUAGAAGACUAAUCAAGAGGGCUGCACCAUGGGAGAACCCCAGCAGGUCAGCGCCCUCCCGCCCCCGCCCAUGCAGUACAUUAAGGAGUACACCGAUGACAACGUGCGCAAAGGCCUGGUCCCCAAGCCCCCGCCCCCCAUACGGGACAGCUACAUGAUGUUCGGCAACCAGUUCCAGUGCGACGACCUGAUCAUCCGGCCGCUGGAGAGCCAGGGCAUCGAGCGCCUGCACCCCAUGCAGUUCGACCACAAGAGGGAGCUGAAGAAGCUCAACAUGUCCAUCCUGGUGAACUUCCUGGACCUGCUGGACAUCCUGAUCAAGAGCCCGGGCAGCGUGCGGCGGGAGGAGAAGCUGGAGGACCUGAAGCUGCUGUUCGUGCACAUGCACCACCUGAUCAACGAGUACCGUCCCCACCAGGCGCGCGAGACUCUGCGCGUGAUGAUGGAGGUGCAGCGGCGGCAGCGGCUGGAGACCGCAGAGCGCUUCCAGAAGCACCUGGAGCGCGUGCUGGAGAUGAUCCAGGGCUGCCUGGCCUCGCUGCCCGACGACCUGCCCCAGGCCGAGGGUCCCGCCGCGGGGAGGCCGGGGGCCGCCAGGGCCCCCCGCCCCGAGCCCAUGGACCUGGAGGAGGCGGGGGGUGGGGGCUCCGCAGGGGGGGUGCAGGACAGGACCACCGCGCCCCCGCCUAAGAGGGACAAGCUGUGGGACAAAGACGUGGCCAUGUGCAGUAUCAUUGAUGAGAUGACCUGAGUCCACUUUUAAGGUUUUCUGUUCUGUUUUUUCUGUUUUGUGGAACGUGAGCGUUAUGUACGGCUCCAUCUUUGUGUUUGCCUCAUGGCUUCUCUCUGCGAUUUUGCUGUGAAACGUGUACAUAAUUCUUAAGUGAGAAUAAAGGGCUGUAAAUUGAG
This is a messenger RNA of Anguilla rostrata (American eel), 1048 nucleotides long. RefSeq names its product mediator complex subunit 7 (gene med7). Bases 168 to 890 code for a protein of 240 amino acids. The record is from RefSeq and is a predicted model, not a curated record. Gene Ontology annotation, molecular function: transcription coregulator activity. The transcript has 2 exons. NCBI's taxonomy places the organism in Eukaryota, Metazoa, Chordata, Actinopteri, Anguilliformes, Anguillidae. Gene Ontology annotation, biological process: regulation of transcription by RNA polymerase II. Gene Ontology annotation, cellular component: mediator complex.